AUGGACACAGGAUUCCGAGGUAUCUCCCAUUGCACAAAUUCUUUCGCCACCAUGGCUUCUGAUAAGGAAACCAAGAACAUUGUGAUUAUCGGGGGUGGCAUUAUCGGUUGCACAUCUGCAUACUUUCUCACGAGGCACCCUUCGUACGACCCUAGCAAGCAUAAAAUCACACUAUUAGAAUCAACCAAGAUUGCAGGUGGUGCAUCAGGAAAGGCCGGCGGCCUACUCGCCUUGUGGGCAUAUCCGUCAAGCAUCGUCCCCCUGAGUUACCGGCUCCACAAGCAACUCGCCGAAGAGCACAACGGAGAGCAGCGAUGGGGCUACCGGGCAGUCCACUGUGCGCAGGUCGAGUGUGACGGUCGGGAUGUGCCUGCGGAGACUGCCAAGACGAACGUUGCAGGCAAAGACGAUGUCAUGAGUGGCGACAACAGCGACGUCAAGGAGAAUGUCAGCCUCCAGAAGAGAAGCAAUGAGGCAAUGGCAAAGCUUCGAGCAGCAGGCGUGCCGCCAGAACUAGACUGGGUUCAUCCCGAUGGAAUACGUACUUACGACGAGAUGAGCACACCCACGGACAGCGCCCAGGUCCAUCCCUACCAGUUCACAACAUCCAUGGCGGAGCUCGCCAAAGAGAAAGGUGCAAGCAUCCUCGAGGAUGCGCCGGUGACAAACAUCUCCUAUGCCCCCGACGGCCAGACCGUCACGGGCGUCACCUACACACACGACGGGACCUCGAAGACCGUCCCCGCCACCGACAUCGUCCUCGCCGCCGGCCCCUGGACCCGCUCCCUCUACCCCGACGCCCCGAUCACCGGCCUGCGCGCCCACUCCGUCACCAUCCGACCCAGCCGGCCCGUCAGCGCGUACGCGCUCUUCACGCAGAUCCGGCUCCCGUCGCCCUUCGGCCGCAACCCGGCCCGCGCCGGCCAGAUCGUGACGCCGGAGAUCUACGCGCGGCCGCACGGCGAGGUGUACGCGUGCGGCGACGGCGACCACGACCUCGCGCUGCCCGCGACCACGGCGGAGGUCGCCGUCGACGCGCGGCGCUGCCAGGACGUCGUGGACUUCGUCUCCGCCAUCUCCCCCGAGCUGGCCGCCGGCGAGGUCACGGCCCGCCAGGCCUGCUACCUCCCCAACGUGACCGGCAGCGGCUCGCCGCUGAUCGGGCGCACGCACGUCGCCGGCCUGUGGCUCGCGGCGGGCCACACGUGCUGGGGGAUCCAGAACGGGCCGGCGAGCGGGAAGCUCGUCAGCGAGUUCGUGUUCGAGGGGGAGGCGAGGAGUGCGGAGGUGCAGGGGUUGGACCCGAGAGGAUUUCUAGGAUGA
This is a messenger RNA of Dissoconium aciculare CBS 342.82, 1323 nucleotides long. Its product is annotated as FAD dependent oxidoreductase. The record is from RefSeq and is a predicted model, not a curated record. Bases 1 to 1323 code for a protein of 440 amino acids. Lineage: Eukaryota; Fungi; Ascomycota; Dothideomycetes; Mycosphaerellales; Dissoconiaceae. The transcript has 2 exons. Gene Ontology annotation, biological process: retrograde transport, endosome to Golgi. Gene Ontology annotation, cellular component: late endosome; cytoplasm. Gene Ontology annotation, molecular function: oxidoreductase activity.